Molecule: messenger RNA, 1120 nt
Organism: Desarmillaria tabescens
Lineage: Eukaryota; Fungi; Basidiomycota; Agaricomycetes; Agaricales; Physalacriaceae
Exons: 19
Coding region: 42-1031 (329 amino acids)
Source: RefSeq, a predicted model, not a curated record
AGGAAACAUAUCAGCUUUCCCUUUUACACCUGCCUCGGGUAAUGUCCUCGCAAUACUUGAAAGAUACGCCAUCCCUCCGAAAUACAUUUGGUGCUCUGUUUAUUGGCGCUACUAUUGCCUCUAUGUUAUUUGGAAUAACGAAUCUCCAAACACUCAUCUACUACAAGAGAUACCCUAAUGACUGGUCGCUCUACCGAUACUCUGUCGCAAUACUUUGGUUACUCGAUGCUCUCCACGUCAUUUUCAGCACCCAUGCCCUGUAUUACUAUCUCAUCGAUAUGUAUGGUAACUUGCCCGGUGCCCUAGGGAAUAACUUUUGGAGCAUGAAGCUGCAAUUGGCCCUAAAUGUGGCGAUCGUCUUGUAUGUUCAAGGGUUAUACGCUAUCCGACUGUGGAAACUCGGACGGCACUUUAAUAAAAUACUCCCGUGGUUCGUGUUUCUCGCAGUAGCAGCCUCCCUUGGUGCAGGAAUAUAUAUAAUCUAUGAUAUUUAUAUUACGCCGAACAUCACGUCUGUUUACGUUGCCAAAAGGUCGAUUUACACCUUCUUCUCUCUGAUAGUUACAACGGAUUUCAUCAUAGCUCUCAUGAUGUGCUAUUAUCUGCGCAAGGACAGAGGAGAUACAAAGUUCUCUCCAACCGCGGCCAUAAUUGUCACUCUAAUGCGAAUCAUUCUUGUCUCAGGGUUAGCUACAAGUGCAUGCUCGCUGCUCGCUCUUAUCGCAUAUAUUGUAUGGCCCGAGUCUCUUAUUUUCCUAGGCAUCGAUUAUGCCCUGCCGAAACUCUACGUCAACUCUCUGCUUACUAUGCUCAAUUAUCGACGUAAACGCCCGUCAGCCGAAUCCGUGGCAGACCGCUCAAAACACUCAAAUCCUACCGUCGUUAGGAUCACACCACACACUUCAGAAGGCGAUACCGAAGACAUGGAUAUUGGCAUCCCACUCUCUGAGAUUCGGGUUAGCCGCUCAUUCGAUCAUAUGUCGGCCCAUUCAGACCCAAAGGGACCUCUCGAUUAUGAAGUCCAAGAGUGAUUUCGUUUGACUCCCGUGAUUGGUACUAUAUAGAUAUUAAUGUAACAAUAAAUACACCUAGACUUUGCCCUACCAGCUGUGUAAUGGUC